AUGGAGUCCAUAAUAACGACUAAUGUCAAAGAAAAUAUGGAGAAUCAAAUUCAGAAUUUGACACCAAACAUUAGAUCCGAAGAUAAAGUUGCUUAUAAGACCAACACUAAUGGUGAAAAGGAAGAACUUGAUAAAACUUUGCAAAUAGACAAAGAACAGUUAUUGGAUUUGCAAAGCAGUGAUGAAAUAAAUAAAACCCAAAUGACUUCAAAUUCUAAUAUAGCGGAUAAAGAAAGUAUUCAUGAAAACCAGAAUAAAUCUGAAAUAAUUACUAAAGAUAAUACAAGUACAACAUCAACAUCAGUAACUAGCAAGAGUAACAUAGUACAAUCGACUAUUUCAAGUAAAGAAUUUCAUAAUGUCAUAAAAGAUCAAGAUACAACAAAGUAUACAGAAAGCAAAGAAAAAAUGAAUGAAUCGAAGAAUAACGCAGAAUAUUCUUCAUUUUCUUCAUCAGAAAAUUUCACACAUAAUCGUAAAACUAUCCGGUCAACAGAAUGUUCAAAUGACUCUUCUAAGAAUGGUGCUGCAAAUUCACUUCGAGAUUGGCAAUUUCAAAGUCGACCUGAUCAUCGUUCAGUUGAAAUCAAGACUAUGUUUGAAUUUAAUCAUGCUAAUCCAUCAUCACUUGGUGCCUUGAAGAUAUCAUCACCAUUUGAUGUAAAAGAGAUUAUUAGUCGUGCAUCUAUUAAUGCAUAUUUUGAUAUGAUUUGUCGUGAUGGUUCGACUACGGCUGAGAUUGGCAAGUAUUUGAAUUUAAGUAAAGAAAAUAUUUUUGGUGGAACUGACUAUGAUAGUCAUAAUGAUAAUGUGACAUUCGUAAAUGUUAACUUAAAUCAAUCGACCAUCGAUCUUGCUGAUAAUCGUGUUGAUCUCAUAACAUGUUUCGUCGUUCUUCAUCAUGUUCCUCAAUUAGAUUUGAUACUUCCGGAAUUUGUUCGUAUUUUACGACCAGGUGGUUAUCUUAUUAUGCGCGAGCAUGAUUGCAAAAAGACGUACUCACUUACAGCCAAGUAUCUAAAUUUUAUUCAUGCCUUCAUGAUGAUUGCACGUGUUGGUGAAUUUGCUGGUGUACGUGGAAACCAUUUGAACCAAAGCGAAAUCGAAUCUGAUGACAAUUCUGUGAAUGAUACGACUGACUGGGUACAACAAAAAUUUAAAAUCAUUCAAUAUACGAAGUCAAUUCAAUAUCGAACACGUGCUGAAUGGCAGCAUAAGUUAGAGAAUGCUGGUUUUCGACUUAAAGCUACACUUGAAUAUGAUCAAAGUUCAUCGGCUAAUCCUCAAAAGUUAUAUUAUGCUGUUUUCCAACUGAAUGCCAAAUGA
Messenger RNA from Rotaria sp. Silwood2, 1326 nucleotides. The record is from the annotation of a GenBank genome assembly. NCBI's taxonomy places the organism in Eukaryota, Metazoa, Rotifera, Eurotatoria, Philodinida, Philodinidae.